AUUCUCCUGAUCAUAUGUGAAUCAUUUUUAAAAUUCAUGUCAGUGAAUAUUGGAAAGGUUUAUCUUGUGAAUGGACCUAACGAUAUUAAAAUUCCAGCCUCUGUGAUAGAUAUCAGAAGUACUGUCGAUUUGAAUGGCACACCUAUAAACGAAUACUAUAUGCAUUAUAAAAACUGUGAUCAUCGACUAGAUAAUUGGGUUAAAGCAAAUCAAAUAGAUCUUGAUUCUGGCAGUCAAUUAUCAUUUGAUGAAAGUCAUAAUGUUUUAGAUGGAGUUAAAAACUAUACAGAUGAAAGAUUAACUAGGCUUCAAAAACGUAAGAAAUGUGUUGAAGAUAUUCAAGUUAUAGAACCUUUUGAACAAAAUUCAUUGGAGUCUAAAAAAUUUAAAUUGAUCAAGCCUCAAAUUAAAUCUAUAUCAUAUAUUCAAUUUGGUCAAUAUGAAAUUGAAUGCUGGUAUAUGUCAAAAUAUCCAGAGGAUACUUCCCCUCAAACACAAAAUACUUUUAAUAAUUUGACUUGGGAUAAAUUAUGGAUAUGUCAGUAUUGCUUGCGAUAUAUGAAAUACCAAGCUAAUUUUAUAAAACAUAAAAAUGAAUGCCCACAUAGACAGCCACCAGGCAUAGAAAUUUAUCGCAAAGGACACAUUUCUGUUUAUGAAGUUGAUGGAAAGAUAGAUACGUUGUAUUGUCAAAAUCUUUGUCUGAUGUCCAAGUUGUUUCUCGACCACAAGGCAGUUUAUUUUGACGUGGAACCUUUUUACUUUUACGUGCUAACAUUCGUUAACAAAGAAGGCGCCCAUCUAUUGGGAUAUUUUUCAAAGGAGAAAGCUUCUAUUGACGGAAAUAAUUUAGCUUGCUUGUUAGUCUUGCCGCCUUUUCAAAAAUGUGGACUGGGCAAUUUUCUAAUAUCAUUAAGUUACGAACUUUCAAAAUUGGAAGGUAUCGUUGGUCGUCCAGAAAAACCUCUAUCGGAUCUUGGCGUCGCAUCUUACAAGAAGUAUUGGUGUAUAACUUUACUUCAAACCAUCAAAUUACACGGGAAGAAUAUAUCCAUAAAAGAUCUCAGAUUAAUCAGGGUUCCUUUGAAUAAGCAAGAAAGACCACGUAGAAGUUUGUUUAAUGCCAAAUUAAUCAAGGAUGUCUACCUAAAGAACAUUUUCCAACAAAGAUUUCAACAUCUUAAAACUAUUGAUGGCAUUUACAAUGAUAUUAUUAAAUAUGAUGCUAUGCAUGAUGGAAGAAAUAAUAAAUAUUUUCUUGACAGAGAUCUUAAUAACGUAGAUGAAGGAACUUCUGAAUAUUUAACAAAUUAUUUAGAUGCUCAAUACUAUGGGUUUAUAACAUUAGGAACACCACCACAGAAGUUUAGUGUUGUUUUUGACACUGGUUCAGCCAAUCUUUGGGUUCCAUCUAAAUUCUGCUCUCUUCUAGAUAUAGCUUGCUAUAUCCACAAUAAAUACGAUCAUACAAAGUCUAAAACCUAUGUUAAAAAUGGAACUGAAUUUAAGAUUCAAUAUGGAACAGGUGCUUUGUCUGGCUAUCUCAGCACUGACGCUCUCAAGAUUGGUUCUACAGACUCAACGCCUAUCAUCGUGUCUAACCAAACAUUUGCUGAAGCUCUCAAACAACCAGGGCUCACUUUUGUAGCCGCUAAAUUCGACGGAAUUUUGGGGUUGGCUUUCAAGCGAAUAGCGGUCGAUGGAGUGAUGCCUGUUUUCGAUAAUAUGAUUGGUAGUUCUAUUCUGGAACGUCCAGUUUUUUCCUUUUAUCUCAAUAGAAACGUGGAUUCCAAGAUAGGGGGCGAAAUGAUUUUAGGUGGUAGCGACCCCGAAUUUUAUCAAGGAGAAUUCACUUAUGCUCCCGUAACUAGGGAAGCUUAUUGGCAAAUAGCUGUUGACAAGGUAUACAUAAACGGUGUCUCAAAGACUUUUUGCAAUGGUUGUCAGGGCAUAGUGGAUACGGGAACAUCUCUCAUGACAGCUCCUUCGGAAGUUAUCAAAGAAAUCGCGGAUUUGGUUGGCGCCAAAAAGUUUGUAGGAGAGUACAUCGUGGAUUGCAACACAAUUAAGGAUAUGCCGGAUAUAGCGUACACGAUAUCCGGAAAGAACUUUACCUUAACUUCGGAAGAUUACAUCCUUAAAGAAAGUUCUAUGGGAACUCGCAUAUGCAUUUUAGGCUUUUUGGGGCUAGAUGUACCUGCCCCUGCAGGACCUUUAUGGAUUUUGGGAGAUAUUUUUAUAGGAAAAUGGUAUACCGAGUUCGAUGCCGGAGAAAAGAAGGUUGGGUUCGCUCAGGUCAAAAAUCCUGAAAAUCGAUAUUAGUUUUUUAUUCCACAUACUUUAAAAAAAAUACAAUACAUUAUAUAAAUUUAUUCUAAUUGACACUUUUUUUUCAUUUUACUAACUUUCUAUUUGUAUUUUCUGAAAUAAGGGGUAUUAUUGAAUAGCUCCUAUUAACUGUUGCAAAAUAUAUUACAUCCCAUCUUCGAAUUUAUUUAGAUUUAAUACAUAUUAAAUUUUAAUAAUAGAUAUAUUAUUAUUAUAUUUGUCGAAUAUCUUUUCCAGUUUUCACACUUGCAUAAAGUUUAACCUAAUGAUAUCAUAUUCCCAAAACAAUCGCAUACUGAUAUAUAAACCAAUUUAAAAAAUCUACAUAUUAUUAUUAUCUAGUAUUUUUAUGAAAAAUUUUUUUAAGGAAACUAAUAUCAAUUAAGUGGAUACAUUAUACAUGACUGAAUAAAUCCAGUCAAAUCAACUUUCAAAUUUAAAAAUUGCCCUCAGCGUAAAAUAUAAAAUUGAGAUUCAGAAUCCACAUGGCUUCCUUCCAAUACGUCAUAUAUUUGUUAAAAUUAAUUUUUAUAUUUAUCAAUAUAGUUUUUAAAAAAAAAGAAUGUGAUAAUAUAUUUAUUUAUACUUUUUUUUAUACUUUCCUGAAUAUUUAUCAUGCCAAAUUAAUAAUUAAAAUGUAUAAAUUAUAAUCAUCGCAUAACUAGUUUUAUUAUUCUAUGCAUGUUAUUUAUGUAUUGUAAUGCUUAUAUAUACAAUAAAUAAUAAAUAAUCAUAUAUUUUAUAA
Molecule: messenger RNA, 3073 nt
Organism: Gordionus sp. m RMFG-2023
Lineage: Eukaryota; Metazoa; Nematomorpha; Gordioida; Chordodea; Parachordodidae
Exons: 17
Coding region: 37-2322 (761 amino acids)
Biological process (GO): proteolysis; regulation of DNA-templated transcription
Molecular function (GO): aspartic-type endopeptidase activity; histone acetyltransferase activity
Source: RefSeq, a predicted model, not a curated record